AUGAAGCUCUUGUUGACGUUGGCCGCCGCGGCUGCCUCGGCGAACGCAUACUGGCUUAUGGGAAUCGAGGAUUUUAUCACCACUGAGCGUAUUGACCCCGUUGUCAACCCUGGCAAGGUCUCGGGUCAUGCUCAUUCAGUUCUUGGCGGCAGCAACUUCAGAUUUUCCACAACCACAGCGCAGUUGCGCGAGAGUGACUGCACUUCAAUUCCUAUUCCGCAGGACAAGUCUGCGUACUGGUUCCCGGAGCUGUGUGGUCAGUGGAGCAUACUAACAUCGGCAUACAGAUGGAACAAUGGAAGCUUCACCAGUCUUAACGGUGGAGCCGUCAUCGAUACUCCAGGAACCACAACCGCCUUUCCCGAUGAUUUCCGUAUGAUCAGCGGUGACCCAACCCUUCGUACCUACGACCCUACCAGUUUUGCACAGCAAGCAGUGACUUUCCUUUGCCUCGAUUUCAACGGCGUUUCCACCAAGCACAACGAACUUCCCUCCGGCCCCUGCCCAUCUGGUAUUCGUGCUCAGAUUAACUUCCCUAGUUGCUGGGAUGGAAAGAACCUAGACUCGCCUGACCACAAGUCCCAUGUUGCUUUCCUGUCCAACGGACCUGACAGUGGAACCUGCAGUGAUCCCAAAUUCCCAGUUGUUCUGCCCCGUAUCUUCAUGGAGGUCUACUGGGGAUCCCAGGACUUCGACAGUGUUAGGUCUCAAGCCCGAAAUACCUCUCAGCCUUUCGUUUACGCUCACGGAGACCCUACCGGCUACGGAUACCACGCUGAUUUCAUCAAUGGAUGGGAUAAGGGAGUCUUGCAAAAGGCCGUCGACAACUGCCACUGCAACGAAUUCGGCGAUGCUACUUGCUGCGCCCAACAGGGUAUCUUCGACCUGAACCAAGGAAAGAACUGCCGCAUUACCAAGGCCAUCGACGAGCAGACUACUGGCACUCUUCUCAAGCUCCCCGGAAACAACCCAGUGCAGCCCUAUGGAAAGAAGGCUACUAUCUUCACUGAUAAUGUCACUCCUCCCCUUCUUUCCCCCAUCUUCGCAUACACUGGCGACUCCCCGACCGCCACGGGUACCGUUGUGACUCCGGGUCAAACGCAGGCCCAACAAGUGAGCUCGGUCGCCGCCACCUCUGCCGCCGCCACUUCUGCCGCCAUCAGUUCUGCCGCUGUCAGUUCUGCCGCCGCUGCCACCUCUGUCAACGCCCCCGUUCCCCCAGCUUCAUCGUCGUCCGCUGUGGCUGCCAACCCAGGCGGAGUUAGUAGCGCCGUGUCCAGCGCACAUGUCCCGACCACUACCCCCGUCGCCAGCUCCCAAGUUCCUGCCACUUCACCUAGGUCUGCUACCUCCUCUGUUGCUGUGUCGCACCAGACCACUGCUACAGUCAAAGCGACGUCCAUCGUCCCACCCGCUACACGUCCCUCUGCCCUUCCUUCGCAAGGUAAUGGACUGUACGGUGGCCCUGGCUCUGCCUCUGGAAGCGGUUCCAAUUCAGGCAGCACAUCUGGUAGCCACCCAGGAUCAGGAUCUUCCAACGCCCCAGGGAACUCAUCUAACAACCACUCUGGCUCAGGUAUGUCCUCUGGCUCACACUCGGGACCUGGCUCCUCCGGACACGGCACAUGCUCCUCCAAGAAGAAGCGCCGUGCGAUGGAACAGCACCGCCGCCGCACCUUCGACUCGCAGGCGCCGCACGUCCGCCACUUGGACUACGUUUACACGAAUUAA
Psilocybe cubensis is the source of this 1731-nucleotide messenger RNA. RefSeq lists its product as uncharacterized. Bases 1 to 1731 code for a protein of 576 amino acids. Lineage: Eukaryota; Fungi; Basidiomycota; Agaricomycetes; Agaricales; Agrocybaceae. The transcript has 14 exons. The record is from RefSeq and is a predicted model, not a curated record.